AUUGUUUCGAAGGUAACAGGACAAUUGCAAUGAUCAGCUGAAGCUAGAAGUUCUAGAUAAUCACGAUUAGAAAGGCAUGCUUGUGCAAGAAAGAAAUUGGAGUUCUAUUUGUUUUACAGGUUUCCACAGUUUGGAGAAGAUAGAUGUUUCAGUUAUGCUUUGAUAGGUUUACUUAGCUAAACAAAAGGAACAAGCAAGAGUAAUUGUCUGCUUUUGUUUAAUAAUGGCUCAUUAUUAUAACAUUGACGACAUUAUCAUGGAGGAGGAGAUCAUCUCAGUUGUUUUCCAAGUGGCUGCUAAUGGAAUUGGACUCCUCGAUCCUAGUGCAGAAACUAACAAUGUUGAACAAGGUUCAAAGGUAGAGCUACCUUUUUGGCUAGCCCAAGAGUUGCACCUUAGACAGGCAGUUGCUAUGAAUGUGCUUGCUUGUUUCAAUCAAAAAACAAGGAAGGAAGUCCAGGCAGAUGCUGCAUGUGUUGAUCUCAGGAAUAGGUGCCCUUACUUCUAUGAAUUAGGGUGCAAGAUUGCACCCCUGGUUGGUGAUCGAACCAUUGGGUCCUUCCUCUUGUAUACAUUCUCCAGUAGGUAUAAGGAAGUUUUGAGCAAGGCUCACAGUGCAGCAUUUGCGGUAGCUCCCAAGUUUUUGACUCUUCUUACAAAAGAAGAAACUCAUUUGUAUGAAGCAGCCCGAUCUUCAAUGGCAGCGUUUAAGAAAUGGCGGACAGGUGGGCCCAGAUUUAAAAGGGCAUCCAUUCUUGGAAUAAAAAGGAAACCUGCUAAUUAGAUGCAAGCUCUGGCUGCCAUUCUAUCUCAAUCCCUUUGCCAACAAAAAGUGGUGAGACAGGAAUUUUAAUAUUUGAGGUGGCAUUAAUUAAUUUAUCAAGUUGCCUUACAGCAUUCAUUUGUCUCAUCCAGUGUAAGAAUGUAGCAAUGGAAAACAAUAAUAAUACUAAUACAAACUUGAUGGUGCUCAUUUGGUU
Molecule: messenger RNA, 980 nt
Organism: Telopea speciosissima
Lineage: Eukaryota; Viridiplantae; Streptophyta; Magnoliopsida; Proteales; Proteaceae
Product: DNA replication complex GINS protein PSF3-like
Exons: 7
Coding region: 224-784 (186 amino acids)
Biological process (GO): mitotic DNA replication initiation
Cellular component (GO): GINS complex
Source: RefSeq, a predicted model, not a curated record